CGUACCCGACUGCUACAGGUGUCCAGAGCUCAGAGCAACAAAGGUUCAAACCCGGGAGUGCGCUGUCGGAGUCGCGGGUGGGAGAUGAUCGACAGAAGAGGAUAAGGAACUUGGGCAGAAUUUAAAAGUUUGAAUCGCUCCAUGUGACAGCUAGCAGGACGGACUCUAAGCUGCUCAAACAUGAAGAGGAUCAAGCAGAUUGACAUAAAGCGAGCCCUCGCUAUGGCUGGAACCUUUAACUUCCUGUGCUCCUGCGCUAAAGCAUGCUUGCUGCCCUUCCUCACCCUGUACUUCAGACAGCUUGGCCUGACUCCUGCCAUGACGGGCAUCGUCAUGGGUACCAAGCACUUUAUUACGCUGGUGUGGAGCCCCGCGGCGAGCCUGCUCUCCAAACACUACAACAAGAGACGAGCAGUGAUCUGCGGCUCUGUCGUGUUUUCGGCAGCAGCCGCUCUGCUCCUCCUGCUCAUCCCGCACACGGAUAUGCAUGCAUGGACUUGUAACGCCUCGGAUCCGCAUGUCGGCCCACCCCAAGAUCCAUCUGAUGUAUUGUCAGUGAACAUCACUGGACCUGUAACAUCCCAUCCAAAACCUCAUGUUUCCCAGUCGCUUGUCACUCAUCUUCCUGAUGCUGAUAGGAAAGCUCCUGUUAUUGCAAAUGAAACUUCACCUCAUCAUCAUCACAAUCACAGUCAUACCACUGAAUCUCCUCUUCUUUAUGCGCCACAAAAGAAUGAAUCAAAGGUGCUUGAAAGUUCCAGCAGCUCUUUGGCAACUCCGGUCAGAAACAAGAGGUCUGAGCUGAAAUCAGAGCAGCAAACGGGGGAGAAAAAGGAUGAGAGUUCUUUGGGCUUCCUGGGCAGCCUAAAGGUGAUGGACACUCAGCAUCAGCUCUUCUUCUUGAUACUCAUCAUCAUGUGUGUGUGGGAGGUGGCAUCCGCACCCUUGGAGUGGAAUGUAGACGACGGCCUAUACGAAUAUUUAGAUUUCGCGGAUGCCUCGGACCGCUACAGCAGCACCAGGGUGUGGGGUGUACUUGGAGCAGCAUGCGGGGUUGGGGUAACCGGCCUGCUGGUGAGCCGACUGGCAUGCCUCAUAGCUGCUCAGACCUCAAGGAGUGUGGUGCAUUUCUACUGCUAUGCCAGCCUGGCAUUUCUGGUCCUGCCCCUGGCCAUGUCCCUCCCUCUCUACCUGAACAAGAAGCGAAACAGGACCAGCGGGCUCCUGAAAGCCCUGCAACUGGUGCGCGGCUCCCCACAGGCUGUGCUCUGCGUCUUCACCACCCUGCUGGUCGGGGUGGCGAACUCGGCCAUCGACAACUUCCUCCUGUGGCAGAUGCAGGAUCGCGGAAGCAGUGAGCUGCACAUGGGACUAUCUCUUGCCCUCGCUCUGCUCUCGCAGGCCGCCUUCCCUCUGAUGGCUGGCCGAGUCUCCAGGCUGCUCAGCCCUAGGAGGAUGCUCGCAGUUGGAGCCGCGAGUCUCGGCCUGCAGUGCUUCUACUACUCCUUCCUCUGGGGAGCGUGGGCUGCACUGCCUGCUCAGGUGCUGAGUUGUUUCAGCAGCGGAGCUCUCUGGUGGGCCGUGAAGCUCCAGUGUGAGGACAUCGCCACACCAGGGGCUGAGAGGAGCGUCAGGAGGGUCUACAAGUCCCUCUCUAUUCAUCUGGGUAGUGCACUGGGGAGUUUGGCUGGAGGGUUUGUGGCCCAAAGCAUCGGGCUCACAUGGAUGUUCAGAGGACUGGCGAUGGUUUUGAUGGUGUGGUGUGUGUGCCUGCCCCUGCUCCAGUGGAAAGCCCCCCACCACCGCAGGAUUAACUAUUCCCGCCUGCUGGCAGCGGACGCAAGCGAGGCCAGUGACUCCGAGUCAGAACAGGAGAGAGACUGGCUUGAUAAAGCAAUGGAAAAUGACAAAAGCAACAACAACAGUGCAAGGAAGGUAAACCACUAAAACCUCCAGACGGUGAAAAUACUAAAAGGAGCAUAAAGCAAUUCUGUGAAUAAGAAGAAUAAAUUCACUGUCACAUAAUAAAUGAAUCAGAUUUUGCUAUUAAUAUGGAAAUGGGAGUCAUCGUUCCCUUCGAGCUCUGCAGCCUUGCUUAAAGAUAUGUCACUCUUCAUCACCAAGUUGCACAGUCCAGAUGGGGAUGAUUAAUUUCCCACCCUGACAGGAUUCAUUACAAUCAAAAGUGUUGACUUUUCCUUCUCAUUACUUUUCCAUCAGAAUUAAAUGUUACGUCAUCCA
This is a messenger RNA of Maylandia zebra (zebra mbuna), 2241 nucleotides long. RefSeq names its product major facilitator superfamily domain containing 6-like (gene mfsd6l). Gene Ontology annotation, molecular function: transmembrane transporter activity. Lineage: Eukaryota; Metazoa; Chordata; Actinopteri; Cichliformes; Cichlidae. Gene Ontology annotation, cellular component: membrane. The record is from RefSeq and is a predicted model, not a curated record.